AUGUCGUAUAUGCGUCGCCCGUCGGCCACUGGCGACCGAGCAUACACCAACGGAGACGGCUACCAGUUCCCACGUCGCUACGACCUCGAUGCCACCAGUAGAGACAACAGCGCCGAUGAGAGGAGCCGAUCAAGAGGCCCUGCCGCUGGAGGAGGCUAUGGCGGCCUUGGACGAGCACAGGAUGACUUCGUUCCCCGAGUAGGGAGUCCGGCGCGACUCGACCGCAGCAAGAGAGCCAGCGGAGAGGGACGAGCUAUGAGCCGGAGCAGGAGCAGAGCCGCUUCCCAAAUGCGUGCCCAAGAAAACAGCAGACAAGUCGAGGACAUCCUGCGCUACAUAGACCGCCAUUGGGGACAAAUGGCCAAUGAGUCGUGUGUGCCCGUCAAGGUCGCUCUGCAACUCAUGGAUCAGAGCUCUCUGGGUCUCGCCGAUCAGUACCAAGGUUUCCAAGACACACACCAACAGUUGCAGGAUGCUCUUAAAGCCAUUGUCAACCAACACCAUCAAGGUUUCAACUCGUCCAUUGGUACAUUCCAUCAGAUUCAAUCCAGCAUUCAAUCCUCUCAGCAGAGAGUCCGUACCUUGAAGCAGUCUCUCGUCCAGGCCAAGGGAAACCUCCGUACUACUCGCCCAGAACUCAAAGCUUUUGCUCAGUCAAGCCAGAGCUACGACCAGAUGCUCCAGACUCUGGCAUACAUUGAACAACUACAACUCAUGCCAGAGAAGCUUGAAGCUCAAAUCUCAGAGAAGCGCUUCCUCGGUGCUGUUGAGACGCUGCAAGAGGCCCUGAAACUCAUGCACAAGCCUGAUAUGGAAGACAUUGGUGCCUUGAGUGACUUGCGCGUUUACUUCAGCAACCAAGAACACUCCAUCACGGACAUACUCAUCCAAGAACUACACAGUCAUCUCUACCUCAAGAGUCCAUACUGCGAAGAACGAUGGAAGCAAUAUACCAAUCGCUCUACUACCACCGGAACUGCUUCGUUUGAGAUCGAAGGACGGCAGCUGUACCGCUUCCUCGAGUCUUUUGACCCGUCACAAAUUCUGACCGAAGACACGUCUCGCAAUCCCGAAGCAGAUACCUUCUCAUAUAUUCAACUCCUAGUUGAAGCAUUAGAUCGUAUGUCCCGUCUGGAUCUUGCAAUUGAUCAGAUCGAGCAGAGACUACCUGUUGAGCUGUUUCGUGUGGUCGAGAGAUCGUACACCGAAGUUGAGCAAAACUACCCUGGCCUGAUUCGUGGAGCCGCAAAACAGCAGCACUUCCAGCUUGAUAACAUCAACGCUGACAUCAACCAAGACAAGAAGAUGAUCCUCGAGGACAUGUUGUCUACUUUGUAUGCCAAGUUCGAGGCCAUCGCGGAGGGUCACCGCGUUCUCCAUGAGGUCAUUGGUGGGAUAUUGUCCCGCCAAGGCAGUGAUGAGCCAGCUCUGUUGCGCAGUUUCCGCGAACUUUGGAAGCUGUAUCAGAGUGAGAUCCGAAGUUUACUGCACGAUCAUCUGGCUGCCAGUGACAGCCCUGAAAACUCAUCACAUCCCGAGCAUCACCAUGCCACAAACAUGUUCAAACCGCAUGCUCGAGAUCGCAACAAGCGUUUGUUCAAGCUGGCAGAUACGGACAGCAAGUCUACUGAGUUGACCAUAGAGAAAGAAGACCUCGACUUCAUUCUCAAAUCCUCCGUUCCUGGUCUGGCAGCUACUGGUACGACACCCGCUGCAAAGGAUGCCGAGAAUGAAAAGAACGAAGAUCGCUCGGCAACUGGUCACAAGCUAUUGGUCGAGCCGAGCGUCUUCAACAUGGGCAUUCUGCUACCUCCUUCGUUAUCUUUCUUGACAAGACUGAAAGACAUUGUACCACCGAGCUCAGAGAUUGUGUUGAGCACCCUCACCUCAUUCCUCGACGAUUUCUUAAUAAACGUCUUCCUUCCACAACUGGAAGAAGCAUUGACAGAUAUGUGUAUGGUCGCAUCUGCAGAGAGCGACGCCUUCCAACAAGACCCCAAAUGGCAACAACGAGCACAAAAGCCAGUCUUCAAGGGCACAGCAAACUUCCUAGACUUGAUAAAAGCCUUUUGCAUGCUGCUGGACAGUUUGCCUCAUGAUCAAGCCUUCAGUCAAUUAGUAAUGGCACAAAUGCGUAUCUACUACGAUAAAUGCUACAAUUGGUAUCGCGCACUGGUCAUGCGACCACAGCAAGAUUCCAGCGAAGAAAGGAAGCCCAAGCGCUCCGCCGCACUGGCAGAAUAUAACGCAGACAUGCGAGACGCAGUGGCCACUUUGCUUGCCCAUGAAGCCGAAGACGCAGACGAUGUGCAGCGCUUGAUGCAAGAACAAACCGCAUCCCUGAUCGCCAACGUCAAGGCCUCUCCCCUCACAGACGCCGACCUCAUCCUCGACCGCAAAUGUCUUAGUGGAUUAUGUACCUUAUACAACAGCACACGCUGGUUUGUCGCCCACGCGACCGAACUCCGCCACAUGUCGUCCUCAAUGUCAAACUCCAACACCGCCACAACAUCUUCACGCCAUCAGACCCGCCGCUGGACAACUCUGAUAUCGCCAAACCCCCAUGCAGCAAUCUACUUACCUCUCGACACACAGUCCUCUCGCGAUUUUGACGCCAUCACAACCUCAAUGUCCGAACUAGGUUCUUUAAUCCUCCGAACACUGCACCUCGAAAUGCGUCUGCAGAUUCUGGCUGGUGUUUCUCGAGCACUGAGCACCACUUACCUGCUCGGCCAACCCUACAACGAUCCCGACCCGUCCAUUCUACUGCUCUCGAAACAAUUGCUCGAUAUUGACGAAACACUAUCUUUGCACUUACCUUCUGCCCAACAUUCGCUGCUGGUCCUCCAUCUCGCACACCCAGCCUCUAUCGCCCUCACCACCUUCACUCCCUCCAUCCCCGCCAUGGAUUCCCACGGUAUAGGCCGCAUGCAUUUGAAUAUCUUUGUAUUGCAGAAUGUGCUCAAGGAUAUCGAAGCAACGUCAUCCUUGCAGCAAGCAGCGGAUUUCUGGAGUUGGUUUGGAGAUUCGGCGUGGAGUGUGGUAGGAGGAUUCGAGGAAGGCGUGCUAACGAAGGAAGAAGCGAGAGAAUUGAUCAGACUUUGGGGCAGUGGGAAAGGGGAUGUAGGUAGAGUUGAGGUGGAGGAGGCAUCGAGGAGAUUGUGA
Molecule: messenger RNA, 3165 nt
Organism: Aureobasidium namibiae CBS 147.97
Lineage: Eukaryota; Fungi; Ascomycota; Dothideomycetes; Dothideales; Saccotheciaceae
Product: Sec8 exocyst complex component
Exons: 1
Coding region: 1-3165 (1054 amino acids)
Biological process (GO): exocytosis; Golgi to plasma membrane transport
Cellular component (GO): exocyst
Source: RefSeq, a predicted model, not a curated record